CUCCUUAGAAAUAGAUGUUCAGGCGGCGGAGAGAGAGAGACUGCGGGGAGAUGAACCACGCUGCAGGUCCCGGAGCUGCAGAAGAGCCGUCCUCCUCCUCCUCCUCCUCCUCCUCUUCCUCCUCUUCCUCCUGCUGCUGCUGCUGCUGCACCUCCGCUGGGCUCCUACUCUCUCAGCGGGACAUCACACAGCGUCCGGGAUCAUGUUGUUUUCUCAGAGGGCUGCGUUAUUAUCGCCUCAUUGGGUCGCUGCUGAGUGAAAGAGAAAGUCCACACUGGAUCUGAGGAAGUUUUUUCUUCUUUAAAAAAAAAAAACAUAUUUGAAUGCUUUUUUAGUUUUCUGUCAGGAUACCUCCAUCAAACCUUCAGGCUCAGCUUCCCUCCUCGCAGACUGUGGAUCAUCGCAGCGUCGUGGAGAAAUGCUGCUUUUACUUGUGAUCUGUCUGGCUGCGUUGCCCGACGCAGGUGCUUUGGUGGAGGUAUUUCGAGCAGGCGUGGCCCCCCGCUGCGAGAGCCGGGCCUGCAACCCCCGCAUGGGGAACCUCGCCCUGGGCCGGCGGGUCCUGACACAAUCCGUCUGCGGGAACAACGGGACCGAGCUCUACUGCUCCUACGCCGACCCCAACGCCAACCUGGCCUGUGGCGCCCCCAAAUGCUCCAAAUGCAACGCCGCCCUGCCCCUCCUGUCCCACCUGGCCGGCGCCAUGUCCGACUCCUCCUUCCGCCACCCCAACACCUGGUGGCAAUCUGCGGAGGGCGCGGAGUCCGAGACGGUCCAGCUGGACCUGGAGACGGAGUUUUACUUCACGCAUCUCAUCCUCGUGUUUCGCUCCCCCCGGCCUGCUGCCAUGACCCUGGAGCGCUCGCAGGACUUUGGGCGAACGUGGGAGAUGUUGCAGUACUACGCCAGUAACUGCAGCGCCACCUUUGGACUGGAGGAGGGAAAGCCAGGAGGGGUCCGGAACGAGGCCGGCUGCACCUCCAAGUACUCGGGAGCUUAUCCCUGCAGCCGAGGGGAGGUGAUAUAUCGAACCCUCCCAAAGUGGCAGUUGCUGGAUCCCUUUGGGUUGGAGGGCCAGCAGCAGCUGAAGGUGACCAACAUCCGGAUCCGGCUGUUAAAGCACCAGCAGUGCCCCUGCCAGGCCAAAGCUCUGGCCUCCAAAAGCAAAGCGCUUCCCGCGCGACACUUUGCCAUCUAUGACCUGAUCGUGAAAGGAAGCUGCUUCUGUAACGGCCACGCCGAGCAGUGCGUGCCCGCGCCUAAAUACCAGCCGACCAGAGACCGGACCAACCAUGUGGUUCAUGGGAAAUGUGUGUGCAGACACAACACUGCAGGCGAUCACUGCGAGCGCUGCGCUCCUCUUUACAACGACCGACCCUGGCAGCCCGCCGACGGACUGACGGGAGCCCCGCACGAAUGUCGUAAGUGCAAGUGUAAUGGACACGCUCAAAGCUGCCAUUUCGACUGGACGGCAUGGCGCGACAGUGGCCAGAGAAGCGGCGGUGUCUGUGACUGUCUGCACAACACUGAAGGGCGUCAGUGUGAGCGAUGCAAAGCUGGCUUCUACAGAGACCCACAGGGGCCUCACACGGCUCCAGACUCAUGCAAACAAUGCAGCUGUCACCCGACGGGCUCCAUGCCGUUUCACGCUACCGACGGCUCUCUGUGCGACCCUUCCAACGGAAACUGCAUUUGCAAACCUGGAGUCGGCGGAGCGCAGUGCGACAGGUGCAUGGUGGGAUACUGGGGUCUUCAUGAGUAUGGCUGCCGCCCAUGCGACUGUGCAGGAGACUGCGACCCGGUCACCGGGGACUGCAUGUAUGGCUCCGAUCUGGAACUGUACAACCUGGACGGCAACACCAGUGACCCCGUCAGGAUCUUCAGCCCACAUGAGCUGUUCUCUGCUUUCCACUACUCAGAGAAGUGCGAGUGCAAGGAGCAAACGCUGACCAAUAGUAAACUCUUCUGCACCAUGAACUACGCAUACGUGCUAAAGGUGAAAGUGCUGACGGCCCACGAUAAAGGCUCCCACGCUGAGGUGGAGGCCAAAGUUCAGAAGGUCCUCAGCCACAACACCAAGCUAAAGAUCCAGAGAGGUCGGGUCACGCUUUACCCUGAAUCCUGGACGACCCGGGGCUGCACCUGCCCCAUCCUUAACCCAGGCGUGCAGUACCUGGUGGCGGGUCACUUGGACCGUAAGCAGGAUCGGCUCCUGGUCAACAUGAAGAGCUUCGUCAAGCCGUGGAAGGCCAGUCUGGGUCGUAAAGUCCUCGCACUGCUGAAGAAAUCCUGCAACUGGUAGACGGAGACGGAGCUGAUGAGACGGAUGGUUUCUACUUUUCUGCUCUCGCUGUGGGAGCGAGAGGUUUUGAGGGACUGAACUGCGGCGACUGAAUCCCUCCACCACUGCUGGGAGGUAUUUUAGAAAGAAAUGUCUCUCUUGCACCUGUGCAAACUUCCUCUCGCAUGACUACGUUCGAGCACGGGGGCGGAUUUCACAAGAAACGCAGAACCGCUCUUCCUCCUCUGCAGCACUUUAGCCUAAGAUGGACCACGCCAACACGGACGCACUAAAAUAACUAAAUAAUACGGAGGAAUGGACUCGGAUUUCCUGAAGUGGACGGUGGAUGUGUAGACGCUGUGUGCAGAAACACACCGACACGCUGACUAAGCCAUACAAGCCGCUACGGGUGGUUCAAUCGUGGGCGAUCGGUCCGGGCGUGCCUGUGAUUUCAGAGCAAAUGGGUUUCACCUGAACCUGAAUGUAUCCCCCCGGCCCCCCCCCCGGCCCCCCCAGGCCCCCCCACGACUGCGGCUGAACGGGGCACAGUUCAGAUUCGGUCCGGCUCUGAAGCUUCUCUCUUGGUUCUAAACCAUCCGAUGUUUGCCUCACAGCAUAAUGUGAUUUGUUUUAUAUUACCGCCCGUUUGGACUUUAAAAGUUCGUAUUCUGUCCUGCUUUGUGCCCAUGUACAGUAUUAUUUGUAUAUAUCUAAAUAUUGUCGCUUACCUCUGUUUUUGUUUUUUGUUUUUUUUUUGUUUAUGGUAAUAUUAAAGGAGAAAUUCAGCCUAA
Molecule: messenger RNA, 3072 nt
Organism: Fundulus heteroclitus (mummichog)
Lineage: Eukaryota; Metazoa; Chordata; Actinopteri; Cyprinodontiformes; Fundulidae
Gene: ntn4
Product: netrin 4
Exons: 10
Coding region: 419-2302 (627 amino acids)
Biological process (GO): cell migration; substrate adhesion-dependent cell spreading; basement membrane assembly
Cellular component (GO): laminin trimer
Molecular function (GO): protein binding
Source: RefSeq, a predicted model, not a curated record